Trichoderma atroviride IMI 206040 is the source of this 1534-nucleotide messenger RNA. RefSeq lists its product as uncharacterized. Gene Ontology annotation, molecular function: phosphatidic acid transfer activity. The record is from RefSeq and is a predicted model, not a curated record. Gene Ontology annotation, biological process: phospholipid transport. Lineage: Eukaryota; Fungi; Ascomycota; Sordariomycetes; Hypocreales; Hypocreaceae. Gene Ontology annotation, cellular component: mitochondrial intermembrane space.
CGCAGAUACUAUAUAGAAAUUCCCACCCCCGGGUUUUUCGUUUCAAUCUUUAUUUUGAUCUUCAUUUUCCCAAAGAUUUGUUCCUUUGCAUAGACGGCAAGAUUUCUUUUGGUUUCAAUCCAUUCCAAGACAUUCAUUGCUUGAAACGCAGUGCGCACGUCAUUAUCCGUACUAUUGCCUGAACCGGCGGAAAAAAAAAGAGUCACAAGCAAGGCACGCGACUGGGUUGAUCGCUGCCCUAGCCGAGAUAACUUUGACGAAAUUGAUUGGGUUUUUUUGCCAUCUGCGACCCGCCACCCGAAUCGGAGCUUGUCUCGAUAACAACCAACAAGACUCUUCUUUUUCCUCUCCAUCAGCGCCCGACCUGCAACAUCCUUCUCUCUCCUCUCCCUACAUCCUGCAGAGAGAACCGGCCAUCGAACGCAAACAUGAAAGUCUUCUCAAACUCCGUCACCUACGAGUACUCGUGGGACGAGGUCUCAACCGCCAACUGGCGCAAGUACGGCCCGUGGAACAACAAGUCCGAGCACGUCAUCGCCGUCGACACGCUCUCGCGCCAGGUCGAUGCCGCCACCGGCGUCCUGCGCACCGAACGCCUCAUCACAUGCAAGCAGGCCGCGCCCGACUGGAUCAAGUCGCUGCUGGGCGGCAACAUGGAGGAGAGCUUCGUCUACGAGGCCAGCUACGUCGACCCGCAGCGCCAGACGGUCACAAUGGUCAGCCAGAACCUGACGUGGAGCAACCUGGUGCGCGUGCAGGAGGAGGUCGUCUACCGCCCGCUCAGCGAGCACCAGACGCAGUUCACCCAGACGGCGCGCAUCACGGCCCUGUGCGGCGGCUGGCAGCGCAUCAAGAACGGCAUCGAGGACUCGCUGUGCACGCGCUUCAAGGAGAACGCCGUCAAGGGCCGCGAGGGCUUCGAGCGCGUGCUGGAGAUGAGCCGCAUCGUCUUUGCCGAGGAGAAGGAGAGGCUGCAGCAGCAGAAGCUGGCGCUGAUGUAAUUCUGCAUUAUCCAUGCAUCCCACGUCAUCGUCAAUGCUGCUUACCGCUGCCCCCUAUUUCCUCUCCCUGUUUCACGCCAAACCAGCUCAACUCUGCAGCAGCAUAAACAGCACCGUCCACCAUACCCCGGACAACCACUAAAUCCACUCUCCACUAUCACGACCUGUGUUUUUAUUACAUCUUCUCCUUUGUAUGGGAAAGAGACUAUGGCGGGGCACACUUCUUCUUUUUUUUUUUUCUCAUUGCUUUUCUUUUCACGGCGCGGCGUCACGGAUACACAAAAAAUGGGACAGACAUGAUUGAAAGAAACCAGAGGGCCAUGACGGCGAAAGAAUCAUAAAACGGUGGCCAGGAUUAAUGGGCAUUUCGAGAGGGAGAUACCAAUUUCUGCUUUUAGACCAAAAAUUCGGAGACUCGAAGUCAUGAGGUUCUUGCACUUAUUUUCUUUGUUUUCUGAGAGCAUCAAGCAGAAGAUACGAAGAAAGACAGAGCAAACGUCCGCACAGCAUACACAUCUUCUUUUUUUUUUUCU